Molecule: messenger RNA, 1037 nt
Organism: Spea bombifrons (plains spadefoot toad)
Lineage: Eukaryota; Metazoa; Chordata; Amphibia; Anura; Pelobatidae
Gene: PPP1R14B
Product: protein phosphatase 1 regulatory inhibitor subunit 14B
Exons: 4
Coding region: 325-714 (129 amino acids)
Biological process (GO): regulation of phosphorylation; innate immune response
Cellular component (GO): cytoplasm
Molecular function (GO): protein serine/threonine phosphatase inhibitor activity
Source: RefSeq, a predicted model, not a curated record
UGGGAAAAGUCAACUAAACAGCUCGUGUACACCAAAGAAACUCCCGACGAAGAGUGAUUUCUCAUAAAGAAACACAAAAGACGUGUGAUGGAUCGGUCACUGGAGUCUAACUAAACCCAUGACUGUCUCUUUUUAAAAGACCCACAUGGCUAUAUAACUAUUUUUCUGGUUUUCCUAUUCUUUCUUUCAAACAGAGACUGUCGCUUGAGGUCUUGGAAUUACAGACUGCUGGUUUCGACUUUUUCUCCAACUCCAGCUAUCUUCCGAGUUAUACCGAGUUAGCUUUCCGCUUAUCAAUAACCCCGAGACUGACGUUGUUGCCCGAUGGCAGCUCUCAGUAGCCCCGGCUCCAGUCCACACCCCACUUCCCCCCGGGUGUACUUCCAGUCUCCGAGUGAGAGUGCAGAGGAGCCGGAGAGACGGCAUCAAGGCAAAGUAACAGUCAAAUAUGAUCGCAAGGAGUUAAGGAAGAGACUGCGACUGGAGGAAUGGAUCCUGGAUCAGCUAAUUGGGCUGUAUGACUGUCAGGAAGAAGAAAUUCCAGAACUGGAAAUAGAUGUGGAUGAAUUGCUGGACAUGGAGACAGAUCAGGAAAGAAAGGAGAGAGUGAAGGAACUGCUCGCAGACUGUUAUAAACCAAAAGAGGCCUUUAUUGCUGGAUUGCUGGAGAAGAUUCAAGGAAUGCAAAAGCUGAGCACCCCCCAGAAGAAGUGAUGUGCAAUUCCAUGACAGGAAGGUAUGGCUCCACACACCUUUCUGGUGGAAGUCCAACGACACGGGCUGUCAGGGUUACAGGUUCCCUUCUGAUGGAUGCAUAUCAAGUUUUAUGUGUGACAGAGAAGGCCCUCCCUCUUUUGUAUGACUUUUUUAUUUUUAGAAGGCAUUGUCUUUUUUUUAUUAAUUAAAUGAAAAAAAAACUGAAGAAUUGUUGAACCAGUGUCUUAUAUAUAGUCACAUAGCCUACUAUGUUACACAAACGAAUAUUCUUCUAUAAGCUGUUAUCUUUCUAUUACACUGAGCAGCCUUCCUUCUUCGUC